Messenger RNA from Pseudovirgaria hyperparasitica, 1675 nucleotides. RefSeq lists its product as uncharacterized. The record is from RefSeq and is a predicted model, not a curated record. Lineage: Eukaryota; Fungi; Ascomycota; Dothideomycetes; Acrospermales; Acrospermaceae. The transcript is spliced from 2 exons. The coding region runs from base 253 to 1536 and encodes 427 amino acids.
ACCUUGCAACUAUAAACUCACAACUAUACACUUCACGUUCGGUCUGCCUCGCUCAAUGCUCCGCUCGCAAAGCUUCCUCUCCUACCAGUCUCCACCAACACUUCAACCAAUACCUUCGAGACCUUCGAGACCUUUGAGACCUUUGAGCUACAUGACCUUCCUUACUCUCUCAGUCUAGAGCCGUUCGGCCCUCUUAUCCUGCUGCACCUGCACGUCAUUCGUAGAGAGACUUGUGACAACUAGGAAUCCAGCAUGGCGGCUCCACCUGCGUCCAAGAGAGCCUCGCUUCGCCUCGCUCAUAUACCUCCACCACACCCUCUGGUCUCUCGUCAAUCCAGUCCUGAGCUUGGCGAUACUUUCUUCCACCCGAGCCCUAUCUCUCUAUUCUCCGCUUCCGGAAGACCAUUACGCAAAACUGCCGGAAAGAAGCCCAUCCAUCCUCAGUACGUAGACUCUACUUCACUUGUCGACGACCUCGAAGGUUUUAGCGAUAUGGAUCGAGACACUGAGUUGGACACCGUGACCUCCGAUGAGGACGUUCGACCGCGCAAGACGGUGAAGAAAGCUUCAAGGAAGCGAAAGCGAUCACCGUCUCCUCCACCAGCCCCACCGCUCUCUCCAAUACAUUCCGACGUCGAUGAAGUGGAUUCUAGCGACAGCUACAGCCACUCAGAUAGUCAACCUGUGACUCCGAUUGAUGCUCCCCCCAUGCUUUCAUUGACAUUCAAUGUCCCCAAAGGCUUCACAGGACCUUUUGUUGUACAAUUGGAUCCUAGCAUGCUCAUGAGUAAUUCACCUUUCCCCUAUGCGCGGAGCCUGGACACCCCAUGCACCAAGGUCGCUCGCCAUACUCAGAGCUCAAAACUGUCAUCUGAAUCACCGACUGGAUUCAUGACCUUGCCUCCAGAGCUGCGUAACAAGAUAUACCGCAUGCUGUUCCUAGCCAAGGAUGACUUCAAAUUCUGGCACCCGGAUAACUUCUGCCGAUCCGCGACUUUUCUAAGCACCUGUAAGCAGAUUCACCAGGAAGGCACAGGCAUCCUUUACGGCGAGAAUACGUUCUGCUUCGAACGAAGCCGUCAUAUGCGAGGACAGUACUGGUCUGCUCAACGCAAGGAGAUUGGCUACAAGGAUAUGCGUCGCUUUCUGACGGAUAUCGGGCCUCGUAACCUUGCUGCUAUUCGCAAACUCUCCAUCACCUUGGAAGACGCAAAUCCUUCCUCGGCACCGCACGAGUACGACGCCGAAUCCCGCCGCUUCGUGCAUGACGAGCAUCUCUUUGAGUGUCUUCGCCAGCUUGCUCGAGGUGCUCAAUUGAAAUGGCUUCGUCUCUCGUUUCAGGGACGCAGACGUGUCGGCAUGGGCGACCAUCAGUUUGUGGGCAUCUUGAAGACAAUUAGGACCGACAAACUCGACAUCACGCCCAACCCACGCUACUCAUACCAUUCCUCGUUCUCGAAGAUCGACUUCAGCCUCGAACUGAGCCUGAAACGCAGACUUGUCCGCAAAGAAAAGCUGUACGAGAAUGCCAACUGAAAGACGUCAUUCAUGUGAAUUACAUUGUAGUCUCUCCCCAACACUCAGUAACAUUCUUGACGGAGCUAGAAUGCAUAUUGACGUGGACAAUGGGUGUCACUCGGCAUCCUUCACCUCUCUUCUUUUGGCGUCUGCGGAC